AUGACAACUAGUGUCAGUCAGAGCUUCAGUCAGCUGCGGAAGAGGUCCAGCCUGUGCACGUGAGUUGUGUUUUGUGUUGAAAAGAAAUGAUUUGAAUUAACCACUAAGCCAAGUAGCCGAUUUAUAACUUCAACACCUAUGUAAACAAACAGUUGCGGAUCCGUGAGCUGUUAUUGCUGUUCUGGGGUUGAUAUUGCUACUUCUGAAGCUUUUGACUCUCGACAAGUCCAAUCCCUCAGAAAUCUAAAAUCAGUUAAAGCUACGAGCACCGGACAGUGAUUGUGUUGGACAGUUUCAUGCAGGGGUCGUUUCCCAUGAUUCCCCAUUUCGGAAGUAGAAACCUGCAUCCACCUACCAGGUAUGACGAUUUAGGGUUCGAUGAAUGCGCCAGGCGAUGAGCAAGCCCAACCGGGCAGCAAAAGGCAUUCUCACUUAACAAUAUUCCUGCGUUCCUUGACACAGUCAUAGGCAGCUGAUUUGCCAAAGCUACGCCGGAACCAGAUUUAGGAUGAUAUGGCUACUGCAUGGUUAUCCAAUUUUUGUGUGCUCUGGCCUUUGUCGAAGGACGUUCAGCUAUCCGUCAUUCGUAAACACGCUGGGCGUAACCAGGAUAGCCUCAUAAUCCGGGAUUUCCUGUCAUGCUGAAAUAGCGUUUCAGCGUUAUCUCAGUUUCCAUCAUCCUCCACAAAGAGAACACGAUAAGCGUUUUUUUCAGUUAGCCAAUGACAGCAAUAAGACGUUGGCUUUCUUGAAUGGCACACGGGGCAAUGUAACUCCUCCGAUACCAUAUACAGAUUAGGAGGAGAAUGCACCAUCCAGACGGCCACGUCCUACAGCAUAACCUGUGAUAAGGCAUCAAGCCGAGGCGACCCUGAUUGCUAUAAGUUGUAAAUCUUUUUUUGAAAUACGCCUCAACGUCGUGGUUUAUUAGUAGUAAGAAAUCGCUGAUGACCUGUCAGCUGUCUCCUGCCGCAUCAUAGCACCGACGACGAGUAGUGAAUACAGCGGAAUUUUAACUUGUCCAGAAACUCGAUACGAAAACAGCACAAUUAUAGGUCAGUACCGAUGCACCCUGCUGCUGAGGCUUAUUUUAAACUUGAGCCGGGAAUAAAAUCCAACAAAUCAGACUGUUAUGAGCCCAUUUCAGAGCCGUAUACUAUCUUAUCCAUAAUUUUACCAAACUACUUGAUUUCGGCCGCUGCAAAAUAAGCGCUGGUCCCCAGCUUAACUGCCUCCAAACAUUUGUUGUCAAUCCGAAUGAAUGGGGGGAAAGUGUAGUCAGCUUGUCGACCUAGCUGCGGGCUCCCAAACGCGUUCGCAAACAAUGCAUAGUGGAACGUCCUUUAGCUAAGCUCUUUUGCCAAAUACACGGGCUGAUAUCUCGGGCGGACUGGUCGUUACGAUCCAUAGGCACCAGUUUGACAAAUCGAGUGUUUAAGGGAAAGUCACAGGCCUAAAUGAUACAAUGGGAUAUGGGUCCAUUAUGCCUUAUUUACCAGUGUUCGAUCGAUGAAAAGAUAGGUUCCCUCUUACAAGCCAGUGCCUUAAGAAUAUAAAAACGCUUGACGAACGUCGUCAAAAUCGCAUCGAUGUACUUUUGAGACUUUUGACACCCCCGCUAAUUUGAUAAAUAGAGGAAGGAGUAAUUGAAUUAAGCAACAGCCAGCUCUCAGACUGCCCUUAUAGUAUACGGGAGUUGAAGAGGACAGGGGCAACGAAAUAUGCAAAAUGUGAUGAUUUCAUAAAAUCUCUUGACCUUUGCUUGUUUGCGUCGGGAAGCCAAUGGUUCGGUGUGCACUCAUUCCUGAGGGAAUAUAUAUAUAUAUAAACUGUUCAAUAAGAGCAUAUGUAUAUAGGCAAUGACCAAGGGCAAUUAUAUAAGUGGUCGGCUUUACCUUAUUUAAAUUAAUUCCGGUAAAACGAUGUUUCUGCCUGUGAAUUACUGUCUACCCGGCUGUGGCGAUUACGCAAAGCGCAAAGUGGAUCGUGACAGGCGGGUGUUUGAGUGUCAAGCUGUUUAUGCUGCUCUUGCAACUCUGACGGAAGUUCACGCAUGCAUUUGGCUAAUAUGAUUCUCUUCACAAGACCAUGCAAGUGAGCAAAUGCGCAUUCGGGUGCGAUCUCACCCUGUUCACCAGCCAUCGGGCUGGGCAAUUAUUGGCUAGUGAACAAGGGAGACUUAGCAACCACAGUCCUAUUCAGUGAAGUGCCUGCGAAUAAAAAACCCUUCAAAUUUUGUGUUUUAAUCAGCAGCAUUUUGCCUUGGCUAAAUUUGCUUAUCGAGGACGCAUUAAUGAUAUCGAGUGAGCUUUAUUGUAAAAAUAUCCUCCGGAUUAAAAAAAUUUAUAAAUGCGCAUCCCUCCUUGCUAAGUAAGCCCUCUUCAUUCUUUUCCCAAAGUCUCCGUAAUUCCCUUCGACUGAGACACAUAAGUAUACGAUUGCAAUUUUGUUUUUAAACCCGUGGGUCCUUACUUAGGCAACGCUGUGCAUGGCUCCAUUCGUUCUUCAAAACAAAACAUGUUAUUUAUCGUCAGCUUCUCUCCUAAAGCAAUGGAAUGUAUUCACCAAGACUUUUCCUUUGUGAAACGUUUGAUCUUUACGCCUCAAAUUACACGCUAUCUAGAAACGUCUUGCUAGUAAUAAAGCCGGGAUUUGGGAAUCACGGUGAGAAUUAAUGCAAACUUUUCCACUCUCAUUAAGCAAACCUCCUUAUCGGACCUGUCAGAUUUUUAUUGCAGUUUCGGGGCCCGUACAGCCGCUUCUUUCUAUUGAUGACGCAGUACAAGUUCCCCUAACUACUCCUUAAUCAUCGAAAUAUACGAAGUAGUAAGCGCUUCCACGUGGAGGCAAAGUUAUACCCGAAAAUGGUCACAAAAGUAAGCAUUCUUUGCAUAAGGGGAAUUAUAUGAGCAAUUUUUUUGCCACAAGUUUCGAGAAAUCCGCAAAUUUAAUCAUCGUCUAACCAGGGAUUUCCGUUCCACAGACGGAACGUUCGCAAAAUCCGACAGAACAUCCAUCAAAAGGUCCGCAUUUAACCUCUCAGUAGGUUAUUUUCUUCUAAAAUUCAUCCACUGUCAAAUUGCUAAAAGUGGCAAGGUUUUGCCAUCAGUUUGAAGUAAGGCAGACUUUCGUCAUUUUAGUGGCAAGGAUGUAACAUCACACUGCGAUUGAACUAAUUGUAGACGUAAUUCCUGGUUGACCGCAUUUCAGCGCGAACUUGAACAGCUAGCAAAUAAGAGCUUUCGCAUGAAGCGGUCAGUCGUUUUUGCUGACUAACUGAUAGACAACAAAUGAGCCAAAAGGUAACGAUUGGUUAGCCAGGUCGAAUUGCCUGACUAACGUGAGUCUGCAAGGCGUUUUAGUUGCGGAGUAUAGCGAACUCAUGGAUUCAAAAGGCUUUUGUCGCAAAACGGGGCAGAACUGCCAACCACCGAAUCCGUGCCGGUUGAUCUAUUUCGAACUUGUUGUAUUCACACCCGAGGGGUGUGUGCGUGAAGUGCUGAAUAUACUUUGCCUACCAACUCACAGGACGAACCUAUUAUUGGUGAGCGUCUCGUCUGGCUGUGUAAAUCUCUCAUUUCGCUGGGUUUUCCAUCGGAAAUACUUGUUGAAAUUAUGCCUUACAAGCUAUGCGUGCUGCACUGUAUAGUCCUUUCUUCCUUAAUUCAUUGUAUCCCGUCAGGAGUUUGCGUGACAAUUUUUAUUGUGCCCCAAAAGCUCAAAAUAAUUUGCGGAUUUUUUUUAACAUUUUGUGCGUUCCAUUUAAUCCUUUUCUGAUUGACGGCUAAUAAGGCUGUCUUUUGCAUUUUCGCUUGGAUUUCUUGGUGUUUUCCCUGUCAUUCAGCAGGUAGGUCUCAGUGUCAGGUUUGUUGCUGCGAGGGGUAGAUAACUCACGUUUUGUCAUACGGUUAAGUGACGAAAAGUUUUAGACGCCGAUAAUCUGCCGCUGCAUGACACAGCUGCGAGGGGUUCGGCUCAUCAGUGGGUCCCCCAGCAUUCCCUCUCCGCUUUCUGGCAGAUACUCCAAUUUAGAAAGCCUAUCCACCCAUGUAGAUAUAACUAGAGAACAAGGAGGAAAGAUAAAUAUAGAAGACGAAGGCUUGGGCUAAAGUUUACAAGUAGACGAGAUGGCGAGCAUACGUAGCUUUCGAUAAAUUCUCGUCGGACCAGUAAAGUUAUAUGGGAACGGGUUAGAAGUAAAACAUGUCAGCGAUAAGAGAAAUCGAUAAACGUUUGCCUUAAAACACAGGCGGGGUGUGGGAAUUUAGAGGAGGGGGGAGAGGGAUCAUAGUAGUCAGUGUCAGAGCCGGGGUGAGAGCGGAAGGGCGCGGAGAGUUUCAGCGUUAGUCGACCUUCGACCACUGUAGGCGUGGAGCCUGAACGUGCUUACUCUGUGCGCAUAAGAUUGACUUUCGUAACCUGAUGGCGGCCGCUUCUGCCGUCGCUAACAGGCGCUGUCCUAGUAGCUUAGGGUAACUCGAUGGGACCUUAUAAAUCACACGAAAAGCUUCGUUGUGGUCCACACGAUGUCCGGAAUCGAUAGCAUGCGGGAGAAUGGCGCUGCUUAUGCUCCUCGUUUUGCCUUUUCCCAGUCAUGCUGGGAGGUGUUCCCGUAUUCUCUUGGAUAGGCGCCGACUCGUGCGACCAAUAUAACCAAAAUAGAAAGAGAUGAAAUCUCCCCGUGAAACAAAGGAAACCCAUUUAGGGAUAGAGCAGCCAGCGAUGCUGCGAAAACGACCUUCUGAGGAGCCCUCAGACGCUAACGAUGUGGCAGUGGAUUAUCAGGAAACAGGAUUUUUGCACAAGUGAAAAGACUGAAAGGGAGGAGUUCAGUAUCAGACAUUUAAGCGUAACUUGUUUAAAUUUACAAAUUUCUCAGACUCCAGUCACCUGUAGCAUACGUUUUUAGGGCACUUGUCAAGGCGUGUCCGGGGUGUCUGUUUGUCUAGAAAAUUGACUUGUCACGGCGAUCCUACGUUUAAUUUAACUGGCGAUGCGCCUGUGAUUCGAAUGCAACCAAAGUCCAGGCCUAUAUGGUGCACUUCUCUUCCUCGCCCCCUGCAGGUCACCAAAAUGCAUUUUAGCGCCUUGUUUAAUUUCCGAAGAAAUUAAUGCGCGAAACUGGAGUAAACCCCCCGAAACAGACCUUUUCGGGCUCUGUCUGAAAGUUGAUAUGAAUAUGUGGGCCGAAAUCCAAUCAGCUACUGCGGAAUAAGCGCGUAAUAUUCCCAAGCUGACAACAGACAGUCAGUAGUAUACAACUACGUAAUUAUUUACCAUACUGACAACUAAUGUACUGGCUAAAUGCCCGGCGUGUAUGAGCUUUUAGUUGGUGCCUGUGCUGUCAGUAUGGAAAAGUAAUUGCGUAGAUGCGUGUAAGCAUAAAAUCGGCUCGAUGAGCUGCGAUGCCUUACGGACUACUUGACGUGGCGUCGUGAGCAUCGCAAUGCGCAACUCCCGCAGAAAAGUUCGCUCUUCGCCAAGUUGAGCAAGGAUUUCCACGGUGUUUAAAUAAUUUUCUCCUUUAUUUUUGUCAAGGUGCAACACCUUAACGGUCCACGUCACCUUGACUGAUGCGUUCAAAUGAGGUUGUAGAGAGGCAUGGAAACCGUGCUCACUGGGCCACCGGUACAACAACUCCUUGCUCGCCGUUUUACGCUUCCAGCUACAUCGCCUUCCACGAGGGAGGAAGUAAGUCACAAGACCAGCAGUACUUUUGACGUCCACGAAUUAUUUUGAGGGCUUAGACGAAACAAAUUAGAGUUAUUUUUACGGGAAACGCAAUUUCCCAUUCAUAUAGAAGGCAGUUUUUUAUAUUUUAGUCUCUCAUUUUGAUCAUAUGUGCCGCUUCUAUCUUGCCGUUUGUACACGUCUUCCGCCCCAAAAUUAGAAAUGUGCUGUCCCGGCUGUUUUUAGCGCAAUUUUCCCUUUUCGCCCCUUCAUUGGCCUCCAGACGACAUAACGUGCUUAGAGCGCGACCGCGUAGUGUUUUUCUUCAAAUGCCUUUAUCUCAGGCAGUUCAUGCAAAAACUAUCAGCUGAGAAAAAUGAAGUACUCACCGGAUCAAGGGAAUUGUAUUGAUGACGUUUCGGAGAGCUUGGGCAUGAGCUGAUAGAUUUUUUUCUUCCUUCAUCUUCUAACCGUCAUUUGCGAAUGUUGGUAGCCUCCUGUGUUGUGUGUCGUCACCUCCAAUUGGGGUCGGUUGCCUUUGUGUCCCCCUUUUGGGUGAAUAACUCGAAGGUGAGCACUUCAUUUUUCCCGAUUAUCGACCCGCAUCUCUUACGUUUGCCAACUCGAGAAAAAAAUAUCGUGGACGAUUUUUUUUGCAUUUGUGCAGAAGGACAAAGUAUCCAUCCAUUUGCUGUGGUUAAUCUGAACAAACAGAACUGAAGUAUGCUGAAUUAGAGAAAAAAGCGUUUGUGAAAAAUAAGUCAAAAAAGGAACAUGGAAAAAUCGAAUGAGGAGGUACUUAAUCAUCCUUGUUCUGUUCAGCAGUUGUAGAAUGUACCUCAAGCCUUUUCUCACCAUACGCCAUAGGUCGACCAUCGCAAACGACGAAGUCUACCAUGUACCCCACUGGACGCACGCGGUCCCGGUGACCUGCGAGUGAGCAGACUUACGCAGCAUCUUCCGCCCUCCUCAUUUCCUCACCUACUUUCUCCCAUGACUUUAAAAGGUCGAGACGAGCAGAACUUCACGCUGGUACACUUGCAGACAAAUUCGAAUUGUUCGUCUACGCCUACCACACACACAUACGUUACCAGACCUUUACUACGUAAAUCAGACUUCUGUAAGAGCAGCUCGGAUCUAACACCGACGUGACUGUCAUUAAGGCCACAUGAAGCGGGCGCCAUUGCAGCCUGACUUAACUGGUAAUCUCUCAAGCCAGGACGCUUAGCGCGUCACACUGAUCACUGUGUGGAGUUCGCUGAUACGUCUUGAAGGUGGGUUCCUCCACUGUUAACCCCUCAAUCCCUCCCGCAUGCACCAGUCCAAGGCUGUCAGCCAGGGAAUGAUGGAAUUUGGCGCAGUGAAUGAAGGGUCCUGGAAGCCAGACUCUAAGGCGUGGCACAUGCAGCGGCAGCCCCUUGUGGAGGCCAGUGGGCCAUGCACAGGGGUAAGAUGGCACGUCGUGCGUGGUCCACCGACUUAGAAGGCCUAUAAGCGUGUGCUAUGCCAGUAUCAGCAAACAAUGGUCCUCGUAGUCUGGUAAGCGCUGGCAUUUCGGGGACACCUGGUUUGCCUCCCAGUAGAUGCGCUUGAGCUCCCGCUAGGUACACAGGUGACUGGACAUGGCUGCCCAGUCACCCUCGUCGCUCUGGCCUCUGUUGGGGUGUUGUUGUUGUUGGCGAAAAAUCCUGGUCAAUUGCUGUGUGGACCAGGGGGAUGUGGCGGCACAUCUAAGUGCGGCUCCGGCCGCGCCAGCCAACUGCGCCUUCCCCUCCCCCGAUCUUCUUAAUUCUGUCUUGGCACUGGGUCCAAGUGGGGAAUGGGGAAGAGAGGGUGCAGUAGGUACUGCGCAAGCCUACUAGCACUUUAAACUACUUCACGCGCAAGUUACUGCCUUGCUGUAGAACACACUGUGGACAUCAUCGAACUCGACAAUCGAACUAUCGGUUCAUUGGAUACUUCUCUUUGCCAAAAAACAUCUGGAGUCGUUGGCAUCUGAUGAGCCUCACGUGGAAGCUCUGUUGUACGCAUUCGACUGACCAGAAACGUCGCUAUUAAAUUGUACUGAAUGUCCGCAGCAUCACAGCCGACUGUCUUGGAUUACAGCAGUCUUUUUUCGCUUCACAUCAGCCAACAAAAGACCCGCAUUUAGCCGCAAAUCGCAACUGGAUGAGCGGAUAGGCAUGCAACUUUCUUCAUCGGUCAAGAACUAAUGUAAUGCCUUGGUGCUUCUGACGAGGUUGCUCACUGCCUGCGAAGGCAGCUGCGCCGGAGUUGAUUUAUAAUGAGGAAGAAUUGGUUAACAUCGACCUCAUCUUAUCUACUCAAGCCCGCUACGUUCUGAAUGCACCACCAGGCCAGGGCAACUGAGAAUGGGCCUUUUUAUAAAGGCUGCAAAGACAUUUGUUCCUGUCUCUCACAUGCCACGCACACACACACAGAUGCUGAUCCUGAUCACUAACCGAACGCAAAUCCUUGCUAAUUAAUUAGUGCAGUCCUAACCGACAGCGCAGCCAGCCAGCGGCUGAAUGGCGGAGGAAUCGACUUAACAGUAACUGCGCGAAGUUGCAAAAAUUCCCAUUGAAACAUCCAAAAGGCGCUUUAGCGAGCAUACGUCUGCUUUCGAUAAAUUUUCUUCAUGUCUGUACACUUAUAUGGCUAUUGAAGUAAGGGAUUAAAACAUACCGGCAAGUAAAUAAUUAUGCUCUAGCUCGGGUUUGGGGAGGGCAGGGGGGGGGGGGGGGGGGGAGAGUGAAACACCAUAAUUCCGGUCAGCGCCAGGGAGAUAGUGGGUUCGGGGGAAUGCACUUACAUGCCGGUGGCUGGCUGGGUGGACUUGAGCCAUGGCAACUGUGGAACCUGUAUGAAGUUAUUCUGUGCGCGUAGGACAGGUCCGCGAAGCCUGAUUGUAACCGCCUCUGCAAAUUGAAUAACAAGUGCGGUUUUUAGCCCUGGUCACUUUGGCCUGAGAUGGAGAGUUUAGCUGGCCGGAUCUUAUUUCGUAACUGUACCGGUAAUAUACAAGCACCAGCCUAACUCCGACCCCUAACCACUAACUCCAACCUCCAACCAUAACCCUUAACCCUGACCCCUAACUCCUACCCCCUAGCCCUAACCCCUAACAGGUGCGACUACGAAGAAGGAUCUUGCCGUUUAGCUCGUUGCCGGCGACCUCUUAGCCAACAAUGACCAUUUUGAUCCCCUUAGCCUUUGUCGCCAUUUCUUAUAGGAAAAGACUAUGGUCGUAGGCGUGCUGCAUGCCCAUAGGUUCCCCUUACCGACCGUACUAGACCUCAUUCGGACGAACGGCCGAAAAGAAAACUUUUUCUCAUUUCAUGUCUAAUGCAGUAGUCUUUCCGCCUCUCUCUCGUGCAGGAAACAGGCACAUGAACGGUUGCUGAUAAAAAAAUUCCUAGUACUUCGCUGAACAGUAUCUUCCGGCAACUCUGCCUAAACAUGGACCUCUGCUUUCCUUGUUUAACCAGUAGAGCGGUCAGCUGGACGCACUCAUGCUGUCGCGCGCUCUUUAAAUCGACAUUCGCGCAGAAAUGAUCAUAAACUAACCAACGACGGCGGAGUCGGCUACAGACAGACUUCAUCGACCCCAAUAGCCAGGGUGUUUUCAUUCCCGAAGAAGGCAACUGAAGGUAAAUAAAACUUUUUUGUUUUGAUCUACUGUACGUUAAUUGAAUUUAACGAGCUGUCAGACAGCUUGGUGUCGUGUUGUUUAAGGUAAAUACAAAUUAUACCGAGAGUGCAGUAGUUUUCAGCGCGAUGUAUGGUUCGCUUAAACUGUGACUCAAGUAGCUAUUGGGCGUGCGCUGUCAUUCGUGAACUAUUUCUACCACCUCAAUCCAUUUCCCCCCCCCCCCACUCAAUUGACAGUUGGAGUCAUAAGAAGAAGAAAAAGCGAUCGGUGAAAUAAGGGCUUUAUAGGCGAAUAAAGCCCUUGUUCCAGCGAUCGCUACUACUUCUUAUCAACUAGUUCCUGGAACUCGCAUCUUCGCAUGUAUCGGCAGUUAGAGUCACGCUCAAAAAAACAGACAGUCCCCCCUUCACGCGAGCGGCCGCACGCCAAAAAAUAGGGGACUACAGGCAGAAUUGUAAAGUAUGCGUUGAAGCCAGUUAAGCUCACGCCGAAGUUUUUUUUAAUGCACUUUCAAAUGAUUAAUUCCACGAGGCUGCAAAAAAGUGACUAGCGUGUAUUCAAUUCCUACAACCUGGUGUGCUGGCUAUUGAUUGAGUAUCCUUCCAAUCAUCUAUGCUAAUUCUUCCACAUAGACUCAAGACGUUCAGUCAGAGGUAGUGAAGGUGUCUUCUGCACUCGUUUUAUUCAAAAAUCGCGUCUUUUAGAUGGUGCUUCAAGGCAAGUAUAGGGCAAGCCUGUUCAGCCCAAAAAAACAGACAGAUGAACUUCUCUGCUAUGAUGAGUCCCACUUUGGUUAAAAAAAACUAAACGGCAUUUGCUUCACAACUUACUAGUGGAGAGUCUAACCUAACUCCCAGUGACAAAACAGCCCAGAUCCGACCCCCCAGGUAAUUCAAACCCAGGGUCGAACGUAGGUGGCUAGCGACGACUAGUUCGUCAGAAACGAUCACUCUUGACUCUUGUGUCGUUGCUUGUAUGUUUUCAGCAUUGUCCUUCAUCACUCUAGGACUGCAGAGGAGACCCUGAUUUUCGCAAGCAGGCGGGCGGGAAUGCGUUUUACACUAACCAGAUCGUUGAAAGUCUCGUCUACGUUACUACUUGAAAGCAUCCAGGAUUUCCCUUUUAAACCUGUCGCUGGUAUCUGCAUAUUUGCUGGUGCAAACCCACUUUUCAUAAGGUUCUGAUGUUUGCAAACUAGAUGCCAUUCAUUUCAUCCAAGACGCCCACACGCUUUCACAAAUAACUCUGAAGAGGCCUCUCGAUGCUAACUGAACACCGCAACACGCGUCAAACGGUGCACAAGUUUUUCGAGACUUACUAAUGUACAGAAUGAUCGAGCGCUGCGUAGAUAAUCACCCAAUCGCUUCUAGAUGCCAACUACAGUAGGUGUGCUUACUCACGAAAUGUUCCUCAAAAUUCUGAAAUGCAUUUUUGUUUCGAAAAGACGACUUAAGUAGGGUUUUAAAAUUGAUCGUCAUGCAGCCUAAUUCUACAAUAAUUGAGUUACCGCGAAAUGUCGGCUUUCGAACGAACUUCUUUUCGGCCGCAUGCAAAAACCGUGCUCUGUAAAAAAAAUAGCUGCUUAAGUAGCAUGAAUUUUUCUCGCUGACUUUCGAUGUCCUUAAAAAUUCAAUUAUCUCUCAUGGAAACCAUGCAUAAGUCCAUUCAGUAUUUUGCUCAUUCGGUAGAAGAUAACGUCUUCUUACAAUUUUAUGCUCGAAAGAAGGGUAUGAUUAGGUUUUAAAGAAGUUUCCAAUUAAGAGAUUUUUUAAUACCCUGAAACGCCCGUUCAUAAAACAUCGUGUCUCUGCAAUUACUAAUUUUGCUUGUAAAUUUUACGAUCUGAUUCGAAUCCACUGCUAAAUUUCACGAAUCCCAUACAGUUCCCUUUUAAUACUGUAGAGAAAUGUGUGGUUUUCCGUACACAGAAAAUAUAUGGUUCGUAGAUUGUAAACUCUGAAUGCAAGUGUAACGGCAGGUCGGCUUCAAAAUUAUUCGGGAAUUGUAGAGUCUUUGAAAACCGAAUUAUGCCCUUCUUUCAAGUAUAUAGUCGUAAGAGGACGUAAUUUUCUACCGAAUGAGUAGAAAAAUGAAUAUUUUUAUGUCUGUUUUCGAUUAAAUAUAAUUGAAUUUUUAGAGGCAUUGAAAAUCAGUGAGAAAAAGUCAUGCUACUUAAGUAGCCAUUCUUUACAGAGUGUGAUUUUUGUAUGCGGCCGAAAAGAAGUACUUUCGGAAGCCAGCAUCCCGAGGCAUCUGAGUGAUUACAGAAUUAUGCUACGCGAUGGUUAGUUUUACAACCAUACUUAGGUAAUCUUUUUGAAACGACGACACAUUUCACAGUUUGGAUUAACAUUUCGUUAGUUAGCAUGCCUACUGCACGUAUAAAUCUACAAAAAGCCAAUAAACCCAAGCCUGAACGCAAUAUCUGAACACUCGUCGGAUAAAUGUUCCAAACAAUCAACCAAAAGCCCUUCGCGAUAGUAUGAGAGGGGUCUCCUGAUCGCCCCUGAGAUACACAGCCUUUUUUGCUAUCUUGGCAUAGCGAGACAAAGGUUUGAGAUUGGGCGUCACCCGCACAUCUGGGUACCUUAACUCGUUUUCUUUUUUCAAGUCCAUGAGGAAAAAGAACAGAUAAAGAACAGGAACGAAAGGAAACCGCUUUAAUUGCUUCAAGACUGUCCUAAAUGCGCCGCGUCAAACUUUAUUCGCACUCAGGUAGUCAAGUUACGUCAAAAUCCCUGUUUUGCAUACGGAGACUUCUUAAACUUUUUUUCAGGGGUGCCCAUGCAACCCACCAAAUACAUUAGGGUGAUAGACUACCGACCAAAAAGUGCUGCCCGAUCGAUAAGGCGUUUGAAUGGGUGAAAUAACUGCAGGGCUGACAGACUAAAAGGGAUGAGGGCAACUGAGUUAGAGGGAUGCUUUAGGGCUGUCCUCAGAAUGCGCAUACGGGGUUUAAGGGGACAGAAGAGGAAGUAUGCGGGGAAGAAGACGACUUUAACUAUACUGACAAGGAUAGUUUUUCACCUGAGGCCGCUCAAAUAGAUUAGACACGAAUUCCGGACACCCAUUGAUUUUCGAUGGUCUUGGAAAUCCAAAUAUAUUUUAUAGAAACCACAAACAAAAAUAUGCUUUCUUUUAGGCAAUAAAUAGAAAAUCACGUCUUCUUUAUAUUUUAUACUUAAGGAAGGAGCAUAAUAAGGUUUUAAAAAAGUUUUCUAAUUGCCGAAAAAUUUGGAGCCUGAUCAUUCGCUGCAUUAGCGCUUAGUGAUUACACUCUACAAGGUGCAUGCCUUCCGCGUAAAGAAAAUCCCAUAUUUUCUAUGUCAUUAAAUAGAUAUCAUACAGGGUCCAUAAAAUUUUGCAAUAGAUGCGGACCAUGUUGUACAUUUCAUGAGGAGCAGUGGUAAACGGACAGGUACGAUGCUAUGCGAAUGGACAUAUCGCGGUCUUAAAAAGUCUCAUAAUUAGAAACUUUUUUAAAACCUUAUUAUGCUCCUUCCUUAAGUAUAAAAUAUAAAGAAGACGUGAUUUUCUAUUUAUUACCUAAAAGAAAGCAUAUUUUUGUUUGUGGUUUCUAUAAAAUAUAUUUGGAUUUCCAAGACCAUCGAAAUUCAAUGGGAAAAAUGCAUGCUACUUAAGUAGUCAUUUUUUUCCGAGCACGCUGUCUACAGGAAAUUGAAAAGAAGUGCAUUUAAAAGCCGACAUCCUGCCGAGUCCAAAAUAUGAUAAGAGAAUGCCUUAAGAUAAUCAGUAUUACAAUCCCGACCAAGUAAUCCUUCCUAAUCGAAAACGCAUUUCAGAAUUUCAGCCAACAUUUCAUGAGAUAGGUCACACACUGUACGUAAACAACAGUAGGCGGGCUACCUCAUGAAAUGUCAACCAAAAUUCCGAAAUGGGUUUUCGUCUCGAAAAGAUUAAUUAAGUAGGGUCGUAAAACUACUCAUCAUGAAACAUAAUUCUAUAAUGAUCCGGUUACCUCAGGAUGCCGGCUUUCGAAUGAACUUCCUUCCGGCUGCAUGCAAAAAUACACUCUGUAAAAAAUGACUACUUAUGUAGCAUGCAUUUCUCUCAUUAAUUUUUGAUGCCCUUAAAAACUACUGAUAGUUCAUGUAAAACAUGCAUACAAAUAUUCAUUCUUUUGCUCAUUCGGUAGAUAAUUACGUCUUCUUCUAAUUUUAUACUCGAAGGAGGGACAUAAUUUGGUUUAAAAAAUGCUUUUAAUUGUUGGACUUUUAAAUACCGUGAAAUGGCCGUUCAUAAAUCGCCAUAUCUCUGCAUUUACCAUUGUUGCUUGUAAAGUUAACAAUAUGGAUCCAAUCCACUACUUAAUUUUAUGAAACCUAUAUGGUCCUCCUUUAAUACCGUAGAGAAAUGUGCGGUUUUUCGUACUCGGAAAAUAUACGGCUUGCAGUUUGUAAACCCUGAAUCCAAGGGUGACAGAGGAGCGGGUUCAAAAUAAUUCGGGAAUUGGAAAAGUUUUUGAAAACCAGAUUAUAUCCCUCCCUCGAGUAUAAAAUUAGAAAAAGACGUUAUUUUCUACCGAAUGUGAAAAAGAUUGGAUAUUUUUAUGCAUGUUUUGCAUAAAUUAUAAUUAGUUUUUAGGGGCAUCGACAAUCAACGAAAAAAUGCACGCUAAUUAAGUAGUCCUUUUUUGCAGAACGCAGUUUUUGCAUGUAGCCGGAAGGAAAUUCAUUCGAAAGCUGGCAUCCUAAGGUAACUGAAAUAUUAAAGAAUUAUGUUGCAGGCUGACUAGUUUUAUAACCCUACUUAAUUAAUCUUUUCGAGACGAAAACGCAUUUCGGAAUUUCGGUUGACAUUUCAUGAGUUAGCCCACCUACUGUACUUCCAUUAAGGCCUCUACGAAGAGUUGGGAAUGGCCUUAACGGUCUCCGCUCACAAGAUUUAUUGAACGUCUAGCUGGCCGUAUUUGCAAAAAUGAAUCCCGAAAUAGGUGUUUUCGCAGUCUUCUCUAUCUUUGGCCGUCUACCUGCAGUUUUGCGAGUACAUGCUUUACUGAUUGAGGUUGGAUUUCCCCAAGCCAAUUUUCUUGCGUUAAACUAGAUAAGGACAGAGGUCCCACACACGAUGCAAGGCCGAUUUCCAAGAAAAUCAAAGUGAAGCCCAUCGCUUACGUGAACCGGCUUCAGUCACCAGCAGUGAGCUCCAGUAGGACACCCAGGAGGAAUACGUCGAGCUCCUCAGAGACGAGUCCUUAUGAAAAUGCCGACUUCAACAAUGGUAAGUGCCAGGUAAUUUAGCUAACUAACUUGCUAUUUCUGCGCGUUUUCUGAAACCACAGGAUGCCAGCUUUUCAAAGACCAGGCCCGUCGUCUCUCGAAAUCUAGUCGAAAACUUACUCUUAUCCAAUGCCUAUUAGUUUUAACCAAGUUUUUUUGUCUCAAAUGCAUGUCUGAUGACCCCUCCAUCCAGCAGCGUAAAUUGUUACCACGUCUCCUGUCGACUAUGCCCAAUUUCGGCCGUUUUUAAGAACAGCGAUACGUCCAAAACCCACCAGUCUUAAUGGUUCAAGCUUGCCGCGAUAGGGUAUAUAACCUGUCGGUUGCCCAGAAGGCCCGCUCAGUUUGUGCACGUACUGAUGGGAUGUUGACGAACGAAUGCGGUGGAGGAACAGGAUAGUAGACCUGCGAUAUUUACCCUCCCACUGUUCAGGUCUACAAUGAACUUAAAACUCAGUGUCACAGCUCGCCUUUGGAGAUAGUCAAAUGACUGCCUACUACACAUAAUGAGACUGAAUUUUGCCCGGCGGUCUGCCCAAUAAAUUACCCCUUUCUUUUAAGUGGGGACAACACUAUGUAGUGAGUCAAUUAAUUUGGCUGAAUGCUGAGUUAAUCGUUGAACUCCUUCGAUCCUGUUCUCCUAGUCAGGUCCACCACUGGGGUACCAAGUGAGGGAGGAAAGACCGAGACCUAUUCUGUGUAGCCUGUCUCCACAAGGGUCUGGUGGGCGUGCAGACUUAAGACUAAACGAAUUACGAUGGUUCUUCGUUGGAUACCCCUAAGCUUAAAUCAGAUACUCUGGUGUGCUCUCCACGUAAUAGUUGGGUGGCUGUCCGAGGACCUCUUAAUCGUUUGAUAGUGUUUUCGCAUAUUCGGAUCUUUGGAAAUGCCAUACCCUUCCUGGCCUCCAUGAUGGCGCCUGUGUCUUUUUCAACAUCUCUGCUUAAUUCCCGUUUAGAACCAGACGGGAGGAACAAGUUCCCUGUCGUUGGUCGGCCUCGUGGAAGGGCGAGUCAAAGGCUACUGGGCCGUACAGAGGUAAACAGAAAGGCUGUCGAGAAUUCUUACAGCAAACUGCGAGAAUACCUGACUCUGUUACAACCGGCUGACUCGCCUUCGGCUUCCUCGAGAACAUCAUCUUGCCCGCAUCGUCAAUAUGCCUCAUUCACUACCGCCUUAUCUUCCGCUUCCUCCUCCUCCUCCUCCUCCUCCUCCUCCUCCUCCUUUCCUUCUCGAUCCUCCUCGUCAGCUACUCUUGCUCUGUCCUCGGACUCACCCGCCGCCGCCUCCUCAUCAUGUCGGACCCCCUCAGUUACACCCUCCUUCUCCGCCCAAUCGCUCGCCCUUUCCUCUGAUUCAUCUAGUUCGACCUCAUCUAGGCCUGAAACAAGUAUUUCAGGACCUUCACCUCCGACCCCUGCGCAAGCUGUGCCUUCGUCGCCUCCGCCUCCGCCACCGCCUUCAUGCCCUUCACCAGCUGUAUCACAUCGUCCCGUCCCAAGCUCAAAGACACCACAAUCUCGAAGAUGGAGGCACCGACUUCAAACGAUUUUUCCCUGUUUGCGCAAGUAGACUUGAACAAACGAAUUUCUUUGAUAGAAACUAUACUGUACCUGCAAAAAAGGUUUUUUUUUCACUCCGCCUCUUGGGGAACGUCUUUCAGACAGUUGUCGUGAAACAAACCUAGGACUGUCAGGGCCACUGGUCUAAGAGAUGGAAUAGAAUAUACCCUCCACUAAAAAAUAAGAAGGUAUAACACUUGUUUUUAUUGCCGAAGGAGCGUUUCUACAGCAUGCAGAGCAUUGAUCUGGCAGAAAAUACCCCUAAACCACCAUGGUCCCCUUACUUUUUCAUUAUAUAUCAAAUUCUGAACAAUUUUUGCAUGAUAUUAUGAGUACCUAUCCAUGUAGAUAAUAUAAAGCCAAACGUCCUGCUCCACUGGAGAUGAAAGCGCGCAAUUUAGUUCAGAAUAAUCCGAUUUAUUUCAGGGAAGUAGGCUGGACAGUGAAAGACCCUGUAGCAUUCGGUAAAUCAUGGUGACAAAACACAUACCAUGACAGUUACUCGUAUUAGCUAGUUGAGUUCUAAUUAAUACAUUCCACAAUUCGUUUUCAUGGAGCUUUCGACAGAAUGCCCAUAACGAAUGAGCCCAGUUAAAAUUUCCAGUCGACCUGGGGUAGAUGAUUGAAUGGCUUACAAAUAAAAUAAAUUGGAAAUGGGCAGAACGGUAUUACCGACAAAGACAAGGGAGACGGGAAUAGACAUUUCCUGUUUAUUAGCCGUCGUCAGCCAGUCAUGCCCAGCCCGAAGUAUGGAACACCUGGGGACUCGAUCCAAGGCCUGUUAGUUAGAGGUUCAUCGCCUCUAACCACUGAGCCACGACCGCGCUGUCUAGUCGGUUUCGAUCGGGAAUGUACAAUGGUAGAGAAGCGCUCAUUGGGAAUGCUUACUGCGGCUACUAGUAAAUUGUGCGUAACUCUUUUUAAACAAUUAACACAGGUCUCUAAGUGACCGGAGGUAAGGAAUAUAAGUCAGAGCUCACGGAUGACAGCAUCGCUGGAAUUCCCCCAUGCACCAAGGACGGACCGGUUAGGGCCACUGACGAGUGAAUGAAGUUCGGACUUAGAAAAAGAAGAAGAUCAAAACAGGAAUUUUAUUCACCAGAGAAUUCACAUUUACUUCUAAGACCUAUUCCGGACAAAAUAAUAAAUCCAGCGGAAAUGCGGGUGGGAACACUGAAUAAAGUUACAGUAUCAAUCAGCCCACACUCCUAAUGUCAUUUCGGGCGUCGCGAACAGGUGUACCCCACAAGGCGAUGGACGCAGCGUGCUGACUUACGCUUGAAUUGGCUGAUCGCAAUAGCAGACUCGUAUAGCCUAUUAAACGCUAUCUUCUCCCUCGCCAAUCUGGGUCCGGUGGCAAAACACAUUCAGAACAACCGAGGGGAAGCUCGGGCGCAGUUUCGUGCCACGCGCAAUGUCUUCACAGAAGAAACGAGACGACUCGGGCCCCAUUUGUGCGGCAGUUACACGGAGACUACAUUCAGAAGGCGUCAAUGAAGCCUGAAUCACAAUCCACCAAUCAGUCAAUGCGCACACAAACGUACAAAUGACAGUUCAAUCGUCGUGACCAACGAUAUUCACCGUGUGACCCACAGCAGGAUAAGAGCAGGCACGGUGACCUGCGCAUAUAUUCUUCUAUGGCUUGCGACGAAUUUACCUCACUCCCUCCUCCUUCCCUACCUGGGCUCGGUGUCAAGACAUAGGCAAGGGGACCGGAGGCGGGAUAGAGCACAAGUGGCUGGCAGGACUGGACCCGCACCUAGGCGUGUCACCGCACCCCCAAAACCACUUGACCAGGAUUUUAACCAACCACAACAAGGUGGACGGCUGGCGCCGCCGGAGCCGCCACUAGGCGUGCUGCCACACCCGCCUCGGAUCCCACGGAGUGGGAGUGCCAUAGAGAGCAAAUUUAGCAGGAAUCAUUGCUGCCUAACUCUCAGACCAUCAGUUCGCCACCCCAUACAAACACAAACUGGGCUGACUGUGAGGUCCAAGUUAUCCCGUCAGUUGGCAACCUUCCAAGCUACAGCUUUUUGCGCACCGUGAUAGCUUCAAGCAUAUCAAAUUGUUUAUAGUGAGAAAAAUGCGCUGACUCAUCGACCUUACUCUCUAUUCCCAGACCCCAGUCACUGUCUGAGCUAGUCAGUCAUCCGGUUCGAGGGAUGAGCGCAGUGGGUGACAGAGCUACAGGGUUUGUCUGCACGCGCCACGCACAUGACCUGGCCCCUAAGCGUACACACUAAGUUUCCAUACACAGGGGGACAGAACACUCUGAUUUCAUAUGCCGCAGAGGAGCCAAAUGGAGAAAGGGGCCGCGAAGCACACUUCUCACUUACGUGAGGGGGUGCGGGUGAUGUGGGAUUUUGGUGUGUACGCAUGGUGCAUGUGUUUGUGGGGAAAUGUGUGGUUAUGUGGACGUAGACUGUAGGCCUGAGAAUCAGGCUGCAAUGGCUCCUGCUUAAUGUGGCUUUUAUCGCACUCCCACUGUGUGGGGUCCGAGCCGGGCAUUGGCGGCACGCCCAGGUGCGGCUUCGGCCGUGCCAGCCUCCACUCUUCUUGUUGCUAUUGGUAAAAAUCCUGGUCAUUUGUUGAGAGGACCAGGGGGUGUGGUGGAACGUCAAGGUGAGGAUCCGUCCGAGCCAUCCACCCGCGGCCUGCCUCGUCUCCGGUCUUCUUCACUCUGUCUUGACACCGGGCCCUGGCGGAUGAGGAGGAGAAGGAGGAGGAGGAGAGAGGGAAUGCGGUAGAUGCAGCGCAAGUCUACUGGCAUUAUAAAGCCCUGCGCAAGUCACCGUCCCUGCUCCCACCACCUGCUGUGGGACAUACGGUGGGCAUAGUUGAAAUCGACGGUCGAACUAUCGUGGUUAUUUGGUCGUGUCUGUGAUGAUUUAUCGCAGGUUUUCAUGAAUGCGCGCGUAACCUGAUGGGCCCAUGCGUUGGUCGAAUCUACGAAAGCAAGCGGGCAACUAAGGUGAGUGCGUCUGGUGUAUGUUGGUACUACAGACAUUGGUUCGCCAGUCUACUUACGAUGGGUUCGCAGGUCACCGACCAGGUCGAUGCGCGAGGUGGAAUGUGCGUCGACAGUCUGGGCAGGAUAGGUUGGGAGCUGCUAGUAAUUGGCGCCCUGGGCGAUGGGGAAAUUAUUGGGCUCGGUGGGAUGGAUGUGCUAGAUGUGCUAGGUGCAUUGACUCUGCGGUGUAUUUCGUUGUCAUGGAUACGCACGUGACCAAAUAGGCCUAUGCGAUGGAUGAAUAUGCGUACACAGUGAGGGAGGAUGUAGCGAGUGUAUGUUGGCGCUCCAGGCGCUGAUUCGUCAGUCUCUCUGCUACGGAUCGCAAGUGACCGAGCAGGCCGGUGUGUGAGGUGAAUGUGCGGUUGCAAUGAGGACGUGCUUGGAUCGAGUCCGCAUCGCUGGGGGCUGUCAGGAACGAUUUGGUCGGUGGCAGUGGUGAUAGAGGUGGUUGUGCGCGCCGUCGCCGCAGUAAUAGUGGCAGAGAUAAAGCAGGACGGAGAUUCUACACAACGUGGGUGCCGUCACUGUCGACGUUGAUGUUGGAGUAGGGGUGGCUGUGGAUGCAGCAGUUGUGGUCGUCGAGAAUUGGUGCAUUGGUUAGAUGAUGAACGACCAGGCCAAUCCGCGCGCGGAAGGUUCUUUGACAACGCUGUCACGAUGGGUGCUGUUGCGAGUCAGACGCACCUGAUACUUGAGAGCAACCCUUUUGGAUUUUGCGGAAGCGAUCCGGUCUGCUUCGUUGAUUGCUGCGCAAGUCUUCACUUUUCUCCUACACGCUGGCCUGUUCUGGACGAGGUCCUCCCAGUCUCUCGGUUCCUCAAAGUUUCGUUGUAGAGUCGUUCUUGUCCUUCCGGUCGGCGAGCACCCGUGACGACAUCUCCAUAGAAGAAUUGUUUUGGAAGACGAGCGACGUCUAUUCUCACUAAGCGACCGUUCUAUUGCAGUUGCAGCUGCCGCAGCAUGACAUGGAUGCUGGGGAUUCCCGUCCGUUCCAAGAAUUUACUGUCCGGGACCCUGCUCUGCCACACCAGCCUCAGUAUUCUUCGGAAACAGUUGAGAUGAAAGUGUUUCAGGUGACUGCCAUGGCUGGAGCAGACGAUCCAUAUCUCCGACCUGCACAGAAAUGUCGUCAAGACGACGACUUUGCACAUCUUCAGCUUGGUGUUCAGCUGAAGCCCGUGUCGAUGUCACACGAAGGCUUGAAGCCGACCGAUGUCCUAGCUGAUAUUAGGGAGCCGACGGGCAACGUCGUCGUCGAUAUUUGUGCUGCGCGAGAGUGUACUUCCGAGUGUACUCCUGUUUCGUCCGUGUUGAUGGUUAGCGCGAAUUUGGCGUAGCUGGCGGCGAAGAGUUCCAUGCUCCGUUGCAUGUCCUCUUCAGUUGUCGCAUUACGUGCGCAGUCGUCAGCAAAGAGCAGGCUGUGGAAUGAGGUCAUACAUAGUCACGUUGGGGCCCACAUGUGCCUGUUGAUGAAAAGACGUCCAUCAGUUUAUUAGGCGAUGCAUGUCCGAGGGUGCUCAUCACGGUAGGCGUCUAUCAUCAUAGCGGAAAAUAUGAGGCCGAAGAGGGUGGGAGCGAGUGCACUGCCCGGCUUAACACCACUGGUCACUGCGAAUCCAGGACAGCCAAAUUUUUGUAUGAUUUUCCACGGUCCCCUGCGAUCCACCGUGUCGGAGGCUUUUAUCAAGUCCACAAAAGUAGUGUAGAGGUGGCUUCACACCUCCUGGCACUGCUCCUGUAGCUGACUAGCGGCGAGGAUCAUGUCGGUGAUUCCGCGGUACCAUCGGAAUUAAAAUUGACUUCCUGGGAGAAGUCAGCGUUCUGGAUGGCCGUUGGAACGAUUGGCAAGUAUAAGAGCAAAGAUAUUUCCGGCAGUGUUAAGCAUCGAGAUUUCUCUGUGUUUACCGCAGAGUUGUUGGCUCCCUUCCCGCUUACAAAAGUAGGCGGUAGUCGCGUCCUUGAAACUCUGAGAUACUUGUCCCUGGCGCCAAAUCGCCGAGAAUAUCAUUGCGAAAUUGCCCAUCAGCCGAGCGUCAGCAUGUUUGUACAAUCCACACGACAUCGCUUCGGAGUCCAGUACCUUCCCGCCAGACAGAUAGGGCGUGGCUCUGGCUGUUUAUUGGAGGAAAGGCGAGAGGUCUAGGCUGUUGUUCGUUUUCAACUGAGGGAGGCGGUCGAUGACGUCGUCGAAUAUUGUGGGUAGGGGCCGUUUGAAGGCGACUCCUUAACGUUCAGCCCAGCGCUUCAAAAUCUGCGAAAUGUCGUUCGUCGGGGUUGAGCAGCGGCGAGGUUCUUUUGGCCGUAGGACCGUAGACUGCACUGGUGGAGGCGAAGAAGUCAUUUGUUUCUGCUUCUGGAUUUCUCUGGCCUUGCAAUCCGACCAGGCGUCCUGCAUCUACCCUGUUGCUGCACUAACCGGCGAGAUCGGAAGAAUACCACCCUGUUAGCGUCGGUUCCGCGUCCGGAGAAGGCUUUUUGCAGUCUAUGCUUCUAAACGAGCAGACUGUUGGUUUUUUUCAGCGUUGUUGUCAAAGUAAUCCUUGUGUUGACGGCGUUGGCGACCUAGGACUUCCAGGGAGGCGGGACGGAUGGCGUUCUGCAGUUAGCGUCACCGUGUUUCCACGAUGGAGUUGUCCUCUGAAACCUGCAUGUCUUCGACGCAUUGAACUAAUUGAUUGCUGAAAUCGAAGCGGAUUGCGGACAAACUCAACAAAGGUGCAUUUAGGAAGUCAAAUUGGCAAACGCUUGUUUUCACUAAUUCAUCAUCGGACCUAUGCAGUUACAUAUGUAACAGUCUUCCGAGCCUCGAUGAUACCCCGUUUGAGCCCCUCAGCGGUUGCCGGAAGUUGCUGGGCAAUGACCUGUCCUUUUACGUAUCUCCACAAAAAGGAAUCACCCGGGGUCAAGUCAGGUGAACUUGGGGGUAAUUUCAUUAGCAGGGUUUCCCCAUCAACCGCACGUUCCAACCCAUCCUCCUGACAGUUUUUCGGUGAGAUAUACAUAGUAGCAUUGUAAGUUUCCAGUGUGGUGGAUUUCCAACUUCAGUUUACUUCUUAAUUUAAACGGGGGACCAUUGGUAGGGUUCUUUAAAACAAUCCUACUCUAACAUAUUGACUGGAGUACGUUUUCGAGAUUAGAUACCAUCUAAUACUUGCAUUUCCUGUUUGUGGUAUAAAUUAGCUAAAAUCUUUUUGGUAGUCUGUACAGUUAUAUCUCUCUUUCCACAUGCCACCUUUAAUGGCACCUCCGCAGAAGUGUCAAGUAAAUGUCUAAUGUAGAUGGUUUGAUGACAAGUAUAGCUGACAUUUGAAAGAAUCUACAGGCAUAUGUCGCUUUUCCUUGUACCCCAUCACCGAACUGAGUAUGCACUAAAACAGCGAUUAAAGCUUCCCCACCCAGGUAUAUUCAUGGCUUGAAUGUCGGCGUUCCGCGCAUCAUUUGUGCAUAUGCGAACCUACAGUAGCUGAACUAUCUCAGGAAAUGUUGACCGAAGUUCCGUAAUCUGUUUUCGAUUUGAAAAGACUACGUAGACGGGGUUGUGUUAUUGCAUAUCUUGGAGCAUGUCAGGAUGUCGAAUUUCGAAUGAGCGUCCUCCUAACCAUUUCAUAUAUUAUGGUUGAGGGAAAGUUAUUUUCCGGUUUUAAAAACUUUCUAAUUCCAAAAUAAUUUUAAUACCAGCCUGUAGUCGCACUCGUGCCCAUGAUCCCCAGGCUACAUGCUGUGCACUUUUCCUAUAAGGCAAAGCACACAUUUUUGCAUGCUGUUGAGGCGACGCCACAAAGGGGUCAUGAAAGUUUGCAAUGAAUGUGGAUCAUGUUGUAUACUUCAUCACGGUACGCUAAAAGUCGUGGCUUGGAGAGUUGCCAACGGACGGAAUAACUUGGACCUCGCAGUCGAGCUAGUGUUGUGUGUUUGUGUGGAGCGGUCGAUUGUCAGUGUAAGAGUCAGGCUGAAAUGGCACCCGCUUAAUGUGGCGUUUAUGGGACUCCCACUCCAUGAAAUCUGAGCCAGGUGUGAUGACACGGCUAGGUGCGACCUCGACCGCGCCAGCCUUCCAUUUUUUGGUCAAAAUCCUGGCCAUUUGUUGUGUGGACCAGGGGAUGUGGAGUGGAACGCCAAGAUGCGGGCCCGGCCGUACUAAUUACCUGCGCCCUCCCCCGCCUCCAUUUUUUUGACUCUGUCUUGACACCGGGUCCAGGUGGGAGAGGAGGAGAGGGUGCGGUAGAUGCGGUGCAAGUCCAUAUUCACUAUAAACUAAAUCACGCACAAGUCACCGUGCCAGCUCAACCUUGUGGUGGAGCACACGGUGUACCUCGUCGGCCACGAUGAUCGAACUGUCAUACUUCACCAGCAAUAUUUAUUAGCGGACAGCUAGGAUGAUGUAUGAAUGGAAAUUGCACGACCCUUUGUCAUAGUUGGAUUUUAUGACACUUAUGCAAUUGUCAAAAUUAAUCUGCUUCUCAAACGUCUUGCCCAAAAAGUUAACAAUCUAAAAAGAAUAUUUUCAAUACGCCCUGGUUAAAUGGCAAGUGAUUGUAGUUACCAAAUCCCGCCUAUUUCAAGGUCCUGGACUUUGAGGAAUAAUUUCGUGCAUCAACUGUUUGCUCAGACUACAUUCUGUCGGUGAAGUCGACGAGGGAUACUCAUUUCCUUAAAAAAUUGCGACUACCGAAAAUACACAUGACAUCGAUGAGAUGAUACCGACAAAGACAAGAGAGACCGGAAUGGCCAUUUCUGGCUUAUUAGUCGUCAUCAGCCAGUCAUACCCAACCCCAAGUGUGGAUCACUUGAGAUUUGAACCCGGGAUCUUUGGUCAUGCAGUUUGACGCUCUACUACUAGUCGCUGGGCGACUGCCUGCGAGGGUUCUAGUAUGAGCCCCAAGGCACAACGGAACGAGCAUGUUCCGUAACCUGAUCGGCGAGCGCCCACUGUCAUAACACAUGACAUCAUUUUGCAGUAUUUGAAUGGCCACGAAUUUCCAACCAAAGUUCAUUUUCUUCAGCAAGUGCGUCCCAGGCUAAUUGCUAGAAAGUAUUGCCAGUGGUUUCCUGCGACGCAAACACUUUUGCCGUGUGUCAGGUUUGCAAACAGCGGGUGGGGUUUCUUUGGAAAUACAUCUGAGGCCUCUGUAUGGACGGAUAUUUGCUCAUUAUUGAAGCAUGGCUUACUUUUGAAUCCCACGUGACUUACUCUUCCAUACCAACUAUUCGAGUUCAGCCAUAGUGCACCCAAUCUCACUUAAAUAAUUUCCUAUCACUGUUUUAACACUACAGAGCAUGAAAAUCUUAAUAAGGUGAACAAAAGGCUAAUGUGUGCAGAUCAUAGCCGGUCAGCGCAAAAACUGCUCUCCACAUCCUUGCGCCCAAAUAUCUGCGUUACAUUUGCAACCUUACCGACUAAGCUGAACUGAUUUGGUCUGUGAAUCCACGACAGAGGUUUGAAGGAUACCCUCGUAGCGCCUUGUUUGCUCUCCUUAUAAGCAACCCCCAUCCCUUGGUGAUAUUACUCUAGAAGAAUCGCCUGGACAAUCUUCCAUCUUCACUAGGCUCCCGCUACAUGGCAGUUGCAGUUACCUCAGCAAAACAUGGAUGUUGAGGACGCCGGUCCCUUGCAGGACUUCCGUCUCCUGCAUCCCGUCCUACCACGUCACUUUGAGUGGAAGUGAUUUAGUUUCCUGGCUUAUUUGACGUAGACGGUCCAUGUCUCUGCGUCGUAUAGUAGCAUUGUCAGAACAACCACCCUGUACAUUUUGAGCUUCGUGUUCACUCUAACUCCGUAAGCAGUCUCAGACGGAAACCUGGCGCUGACUUUGGAGUCCCGGUGGGCUACUUUGUCCAUGACUUCGGUGCUGCGUGAGGAUGUGCUGUCUGGACAGGUGAAAUUGUGCACGGUUUGGAUUUAGGUACUGGCGACGGUGAUGCAAGGGGCAUCUGCCUUGUUACAGUAACAAACAGCUCAGAAAAAAUGGUUGAACACUGCCUCUUUUGUCGCCGUCAUUGAGGAUAAUAUCGGCAUUGCGGAAUGCGGCUGCUCUGCUUUGCGGUUCCUUUCGGUAGCGCAGAUCCCAUUCACGUAGCUAACUCCACUACUGGCUUGAGAAUUCGAGUAGUGUCUACUUAUGAGACCAACUUGGAGGGUACCUUCGAUAUAGGACGAACACACCGGGACUCAUUUAACCUGUUGACAGUAGUGUUCUGCCAAACUGGGAGCAUCCCAUCAGGCAAAAAGUGAAUAUACAUAGGAAUUUAAGUGUGAAGCUGCUAGUAAAACUCUCCUCCAAGGGUGCACUUGCGUUUUCUGCAGCCAUGACAUACGAUAUUGAAGAAUAUAUUGCGGCGUGGGCGGCUGCGUCAGCGAUGUCAAAGGACAGGAGCUGUGGGGUCAGAAGACCCUUUGAGUCCACGUGUCUCGCGUAGGCAGUGAAUAAGCGCUCUUGAGGCUAUUAUGCAAUCUGUUGUUUAGAUGAUUUAUUGCUCUGUACAAUCACUGCGAAAGAUGGUAAAUGACCUAACGAGUGAUGUUGAGACGCACAGCAGUGCAACUGCCGUAUGCACGAUUUUACAAGGUCGUAUGCAUGUGCUUUACGGAGAUUCCUGAAGAUUGCUAACUUCGGGUUCAUCCAGUGUGCUCACUCAGUCUUCUCAUAACACGGUCCGAGAUUUGAUGUGAAUAUUUGAGCUGAAAUCCAUCAGCUCUUUUGUUUACUGGAAAUAAAAGUAAAAUGCAUAGUUUUCGCUUUGACUCAAUAAUGUUCCAGAAGGCCGGAAAAUUAUAAAUAAUACAUUAUGGUAAAUACCCGAUAUUACCCUGCAUUUACUGGCAUUUGACGAAAAGUACACAGCGUUUUUAAUCCUUUUUUAUGCUCGUGCAUGCCUAUGACUCAUGCCUGUUCAAACCGAGGACAUACGCACACAGAAAUGACCUUAAAACCAUCUAGGAAUUAUUAGAUACCCUCUUAAAUCCGCUCUUGUGUAAAUAAAUGCCAGCAGUCGCUUCGCAGCUGCAAUCCCGAUUUUCAUCUAAAAAUUUAAUGCUGUUUAUCAAAGGUAUUUUCGCGAAAAAGAUCUCGCACAUAUGGUCGGAAGGAAUACCAGGAGGUAUUAAAAGCUCUUUUGUAGAAUGGUUUUCAGUAUCAAACAGAGCCAGGCAAAAUAUGAGAGUCUUUCUCCAAGAGCAGAUACAGGUCCGCCAGACUUGCAAUAAAAGUACACAGGCCCAACAGGUUCCCUCCAGUUUAAAAUUCUCAGCAACUUGUCAAUCCAGAAUUUCUUAACAGUUUAUUACUUCGUCAAGUCUAAUCCAAAAGUUUCAUUACCGCAGAGGAAAACAGACAAAAAUACACUAGACACACGAAAGCACACGGAAAGCCAAAUUAUAUAAACAGAUGAUUAAAUGAUAUCCACAAUUUGCCUUGUUAUCAUGCAAAGGAAAAUAACUUGCAUAAAAUAUUUGUCCCAAAAUCUAUUCGCCCUACUUGUUAAGCUAUAAAUAUACAGGCUUUACUGAUAAAAAAAAAUACACUAAAAGGCAAUGUAUUAAGAUCAAUAAUUCCUCUUUAUGUUAUGGAAACCUUAAAUGAGGCCCUCUCCUCUGCUCGAUAGUGGCAUUUCGUUAGUGCAAAUAGUUAGUCGCCCACAAAAACAGUCCCCGUCUAGAUAUUUUGCCAAAAAUUUCACGUUUAAAUAUGUGGGGAUAAUCCUAAUCAGAUCCCUAUUUGACCUAGUUGUUUACUUUCUUUUGUGCUCUAAACUUCCGAAAAUAAUUGGUGAGCACGUUUUGCGGACUAUGAACGGCCAGACAAAACAGUAAGGUCAUAGUGUGUGCAGAUGGGGACAGAGAUCCGAGUCUGGGACUACGGAUUUUUGAACUACAAUUCCAAUGCGGUGCUCCCGCUUGAAUAUUCAUAUUUGUAAAUUGCCCAACCAGGGGUGCUCACAUGACGCGCGUUCGAAAUUAAGGUGAAUGCCGUCCUUCACUUAAAUAUUUUAAAUUUCCAUUCCAUACUCUUGUUCGACAGAAAAAGUUACACUUUGCGGGCGAAUUUACAUUUUACUUUUUGCCAAAUUCAGUCCAUCUUCCUCGGGUGCAACUUCCGUCAAUGAGUGCUGUGUCGCGGCUGCUUGCAACAGGCUAACCAAUUUCGGUCUUUGGCCCUGUAAUUUCCAACAAAGUUCUCGCUUUUACAGGUCAUUUAAAUAAGAAAGUUUGUUGUAACCAACGUAAAUAUAUAUACAUUGGAAGAGCACAGGAAGAAUAGCUUUUUGAAAAUUGAUCAAGAACAUUUAGUUGGUAAAACGACCCUGAUUACUUACUUCGCCGUAGAUUCCCUCAAAAAUGUCCCCAUCAAGGGACUUCCCUGAACUCAUUUCGGGCAUUAGGUAUGGGCCAGACUACAUGGUGUACAGCAUAAAUAAACAUGAGAAUAACUGAUUGCGCGAGGGCCAUGCGUUUGUUUCGGCAUUUCUCAUUCAAAUAAACAGUUCUCAAACCGAAAUACGACACCGGUUCUAGUACAAGUAUCUAAGUGUCAUAGUUCGUUAAAAACCUUAUAUAGUAGUCUCUAGUUUUCGCAUACGUAUGUUAAUGCCUAUAUUCAUCGAAUGAAAUGUAAUGCAACAAGUCGAUGCUACCUAGGUAGCUGUUUUCCACAUUUUAAUCGUGUAAAAUCGUUCUUCAGCUCUCUAUAUGUUUUGAUGCAGAAUGUUUAAAUGUGUGUAUGUGUUCUUGCGCCCAGCGGAGGGGUUCGCCUUAUCCCCAAAUUUCGUAUGAUUGUGCAAACUAAUGAUUUCUAAAUCUAUAAACAGUUAUUGACCCGUAGUGGGUGUCAAAUAAACAGAACAAUUGCGAAUUGUUUCUAUCCUAAAAGUGACUACUUAAAUCGGUUCCUUGAAUACCUAACUUUAGAGAGCAUUUUCGUAAAAAAUCCGUGUUGCAACGAUCCAUCUUACCAUUGAUUUCCUGAAGGCCCAUUCAGACACGUUUUAGUAGGCCUGCUUAAAAUCUUUACCAUUCCAUAUUUGUUUGAUAUUUUGUCAUUAUAAAUAAGGUUAAAAAGUGCGCAAAAUUCCGUACUUGCGUUAAGACAAAUUCAUUGUCUCUACACACGUUACCAGAACCAUAGUCAAAACGCCUGACAAACGUUCUUCUAGUCUUCAAAAAAUACAAUCAAUUCUCAAAUUUUUCGGAGUAUACUGGAGUUAAAAACAAGAACAGGUUGAAAUGUACUAUAAGCAAUUUUGACACCUAAGGGGUCAUUUAGCGCAAACCGACAGAUGGUCGGCUUUGCAACCCGUAUUGAUUAUAACGGCAACGGAUUGUGCAAUUGUCCUUUUUUUCGCCUAGGAAUAAAUCAAAUCACCUGAAGUUACUUUUGUGCAUCGUGAUCUUAGUUAAAUUACAAACUGCUUCCUGUGCAACAUACCCAUUGCCAGAGUAUUCUGAGCGAAGGCUACCACAGCUGACUUAGAGACAAAAUCUGGUGAUUUUGUUUUCCAUGUGGUCACUGCGGUGGCACAAUAAAAGGGUUGUUUAGCAACUUUAUCAUCUGUUCAUUUAAACCGUUGUCUGCUUACGAAGGACUCAAUAUAUUCGUGAGGAAAAGAUUGGCAAUGGCGUGAACCAAGGAUAUUCAUGCAAUGUGUUUUUAAUCUCGCUCCUAUCGAUCGCCGUCUAUCCUAUUCAAUGCAGUGGUUACGUCGUAAAUACAGACGCCGCCUAAUGAACCAAGUCCUGUUCGUAAUAGAAAACCACAGAAAAGAGUGCUAUUUCUUGUUCCCAUUAGAAUGCCGCUCAGAGCAUCGUCGACCAGCCGUCACUGAGCAGGAAAGCUUCUCUUAAAAAUAUAUGCGUUUUCAGACCUACAUAUCGACUUCUGUACAAUUAUAUCUAUUUCUGCCAAAAGGGCACUUGCUGCGGGCUUGCGUUUAAUUCACAACUCCCGAUUGCACAGAAACGGUGCCAAACUGCGACAACUAUUCUCUUGGAUCGUAUUAGGCUGGCCUGAUGAGGCCGCAGUGGUCGAAAUAUUUGGCACUCAUUUCGGCGAUCGGUAAUUAGCAGGCCUCUCCUAUUCUGAUGGCGAUCGCCUCAGCAACGUGUCGAGUGGACCUUUUCGUAGAAGGAAGCGUAAAGCCGAUGUUAGUGACCCCCGACAGCGUGCAUAACUCGAGCUACCUUAUUAACUCCUUGCGACCGUCUAAAGUUCCCUCUCAAAACUGAUAGUACGGUGUACGCUUCUAUUGGCAUAGUACGGUGUAUUAGGCACAAACGAGUUGGAAAAAAGUGGGCUCACCGGAACGGAUUUACUUGGAUGCUGACGUUUCGAUGAGCUUGGUCGGCUCUCCGUUGUCAAGGCGUAAAAUGUACUUAAUCGACCAGAAAUCCCACGUGGCAUGUCACGUUAGUCGGUCUUGUGCUGAUCGAUUUUUCUCUCUCGCUACCUCGGCCUCUCGGGGGAUGGUUGACCGGCGUUUUGUCUGCGUGCUCUGUGAGUCAACACUCGGUCGGGGAGAGGUGAUUGAACCAGUGUCGGGUGGUCGGUCUGGCGGUUCUUGUUCAUCCUCACCGAGUAGACUUGCCGUCGGGCUGUCUCCGUAUGAUCUUCUGAAGUCCGGUGUGGUUGUUUGGUCCUGAGCUCUAUGAUUGUGAUGACGUAGGACCUUGUAAGCCGCAGGAGGGUCCAUAUGCCUGUUGAUAGAGUGGGCAUCGGAAUACUACGCCCCGAGAAUUAGCCGUUCUGCUUUUGUGUUGCCCGGCCUAAGAUGGUAGCCCUCUGCAGGUCAAAAGUGUGCCCUGUUUCUCCAACGUGUGUUGCUAGUUGAGACUUAGGGUUUAACCUCCGAGUGGCCGAUUUGUGCUCUUAUAGGCGAGUCUACAGUUUCUGCCCGGUUCCUCCCAUAUAGUUGCAGUCGCCCUCAUUGCAAUUUAUCUUGUAGAGGAUUGCCGAGGUUUCAGAGGGUGGCAAUGGGUCUUUAGGUUGCAUUAGACGGCGUCGAAUUGUUGUCUAGGGUCGAUGGGCUAUGCCUACUCUGGGGGGUUUUAACAGUCGAGAGACCGCCUCAGAGAGCCUUUUAACGUAGGUAAUGGCCCUCCGGACUUCGGGUUGCUGCUCACUUGGCCGUCGUCUGGGCGCCCAAUUUCCACUUCUCUCGAUGAAAUGUCUGGGAUAACCACUGGCUGCAAAUAGGUUCUGAAGGUACAGUCGUUCGGCUCUUUUAUUUUCUGGUUUGCUGCAGUGAUUCGAUUCUUUGGAACAGAGUGCAGACACAGCAACGUUUGUGAGACAGAGGAUGGUUGCUGUUGAAGUAUAACAUUUUUUUCGUGUCGGUGGAGUUUCGGAAAUCUGUGCUUUACAGUUGUCCAGUUGUACACCGGCGCACAAGCACGUCAAAGAAAAGCAGUUGGUAGUUUCUUUCUGCUCCCAUCGUAAAUUGGAUAUCCGGGUCAACUGAGUUCAGUUGUUCCUUUAGGUGCCCAAUGUCAGUUGUUUUGACAACGACGGUGUCAACGACAUAGCGAACCCAGAACUUUGGUUGAUACUUGGGGAACACCAAGUGUUCUAUCCGUUGAAGAACUACUUCAGCGAUUAGGCCUGAUAGAGGGGAGCCCAUAGGAGUGACUUUUAUUUUUUCAUACAUUUGUCCACAAAGAGUGAAAUAGGUCUUGAGGCAGUAUCGCAGAAGCUCGAGCAGAUACUCAGUCUUCAGGGGUUUGUCUCUCUCCUCAUAGCGCCCUGCCAGUAGUUUGUUCGCAGAGUCUAUCGCUAGUUGCUGUGGAAUGGAGAUUAAGAGCGAAACGACAUCAAAGGAUUCGUCUGACUCUAACUUCAGAUGUUUUAUGCGUUCCAGGAACUAGUUCGCAGACGUUACUGUUGUUGGUGAGCCUUCGGCCAAAAACUUAAGACGACCGAACAUCCAUUUUGUCAAACCGUACGUCGGGGUGCCACGAAGGGAUACGAUUGGCCUGAGUGGGACAUUUGCCUUGUGCUCCUUCGGUAGACCGUAAAAACGAGCCGUGGAGGUGUCAGUGGGUUUCAUAGAGAACCAGUCAUUCGGUGUAGUCGCCCCCUCGGCUCUUAAAUUUCUUAGAAUUUUGUUGACCCGGGUGAUUAGAUUUUUCAUUUCGCUGGCAUGGCAUUGCUUGUAGGAAUGCUAGUCUUCGAGUAGGUCCUGUCCCUUGUUCUCUUUAUCCGAGUUGUCCAGCUCAAUUGCUGAACUAGCGAGUUGGGACAUACCACAGGACAGUAUGCACUGUAGUUUGUGUGCUUGCUUCCAAAUUAGACCGAUAUGGACCUAGACACAACUUUUUACUAGGUUGUACCAGAUGGAUUCGAAGAGCCACAUGGAACACCUCUCUCAAACUCAAGACGCGGAAAUUCCCGGUCUGAGUUAACGAUGCGGAUCUAUAAGUCCCUCUCUAAAUCGCACACAAGCAAAAGCCUCUGAAAGGACCUAUGCUUUCAAGGAGACUGAAUAGAGUUUUAACAUUCAGGUUAUUGAGCGUCUAUGCUUCUAGGCUCUACAUUGAGCAUCGGAUGCAUAGUGUUUUUAUCAUACUGAAUGAAUUACGUUGGUAUUGUUCAAAAAGGCAUUCAAAUUCUAAAGCACGCUCUGUUUCCUAACUGUUUUUUUCGUGACAUUAUAUCAAGAGCCGCGACACUCUUCUGAAAAGGUUGCGGACGUAAAUCCUAUGCAGUCUCGAAUAUCCACGAUGGCAGCCAAUAGAAGAGUGGGCGUUUGGCUCCAGGUUGUGCCUUUGAAACGAGUAUUAUCGAGAUCUGAGCUUUAUGAUAUGGCUGGCAUAGGAUGGCAAAUAACUCUUAGAUGGAUGUUUCAGUUUGGUUUAUCAGCUCUAAAAGCCAUAUUUGCGGCAGAACUGAUUAUAUGGUCUUCCGAAUUCCAUUCUAAUGUAGCCGUAGUGAAGUGACGUUUGGGAGGCUGCCAACCUUUUUCAAAAUUACGUUCAUGUAUCUUGCAUAAUUUGUUCGUUUCCCACAUAUUCUCCUCUAUUCAACAAGCAAAAGUUAAAUAUGCACGAAUUAAUCAUUCAAAAUUCGAAUAGCUGUUGCAAGUGUCUAAAAACCUCCAAAGAUCCAUGGGUACGAACUACAAACUCUUGGCCUUUCGUUUCUUCUCUUGAAGUUCGUUCCCGUCGGCACUAUCCUUCUCAACCGCCCUGCCCAUCCUCUCCUCUAAGUCAUCAUCCUCCCUCUCAACAUUUCUUUAAUUUAUAUUGACCCAACUAUGAAAAACUCGGCGCCUCGGUGGGAUGCAAGCCCACGACAUCAGGGGGAAGCCUUUAGUACAGCCAACGCUCUAACCACCUGAGCUACGAAGCCCCCGACGGACGACGCGACUUUACUCAUAUUUGGGUUAAGUUACCCGCCCAACCUACUGCAACGUCUGGAAUCCACCAAAUCGGAUACAGUAAGUUGACUGCCAAAGUAGGAUUCCUUGAGUAAUUCACCUAGAAUCCCCAAGAUGACUACCAGGCACAGGUGAUUCAUAGAUGUUUUGGCACAUUUUGAAUUUUUUGAUUUUUGAUUCUCUUUACUUGUCAUCUCACCCGUCGAAAUCACCACAUUCUCUCUUUCCUUUGAUAUGCGCUUUAUUGCGGACUUCACCACUCGCCCUCAUCUUCACGCCCACCCGCCUUAACUUUCUCGUCUACUUUUCAUCCCCACCUUGAGUCAGCACUGUCAGCUAUCAACCGUGCUUGUUGUGCCUUGUGCUAUUUUCUCAGGCACUGUGCUGAUGCUGCUGUUGCUGUUGCUGCGGCUGCUGCUGCUGCUGCUGCUGCUGCUGCUGCUGCUGCUGCUGCUGCUGCUGCUGCUGCUGCUGCUGCUGCUGCUGCUGCUGCUGCUGCUGCCCAGUCUCGUCUUGUUUGCCACCUGCACACAGCCAUCGUUAUUCUCACACACACACGCAUGUAG
Messenger RNA from Spirometra erinaceieuropaei, 33065 nucleotides. The record is from the annotation of a GenBank genome assembly. NCBI's taxonomy places the organism in Eukaryota, Metazoa, Platyhelminthes, Cestoda, Diphyllobothriidea, Diphyllobothriidae.